AUACGGUCGAGCAUUUCAUUCUCUUCGCAUAACUUCAGUGGAUAAGAACUAUUUUUGAAUUCAGUGAGAAUUUUCCACCAAUAAUUUCUGCACUUUAUUAUAGAUUAUCUCGAAAAGUUCAAAUCAUUUCUAUUGCAUAAUGUUGUGGAAAAAAGAAUCGAAUCAACCAACUGCGCUGUACGUGGAUCUAUUUGCAAAGACGCCAGUGUCAAUGAUUGAUCGUGCACUUCAAGCAUUCAGCCAAUAUUCAAACCCCGCCAAAAGUAAUCAAACUGCGCUUCAAAAGCGAAUGCAGGGAAAUGCAUUAUUUGACAAGAGAAAAUGGGCCGAAGCGAUGGAAAAAUACAAUGAAAGUCUUUGUUUUGCCAUUGUUGGAUCGAAGCACAUUAGUUUGGCGUAUGCGAAUCGUGCUUCGUGUUUUUUGAAAUUAAAACUCUACAACGAAUGUCUCAUUGAUAUUGAACUUGCCAAAAAAUCUGGCUACCCACGUGAAUUGAUGUCAAAAUUGAAUAAAAGAGAAAGUGAUUGUUUGAAAUGUUUGGCCGGUUGUUUGACAUUUCGCGAUGCAAAUCCAGAAUUACCAGCAUUCAAUCAGAAGUUAAGUUUUGAUGCCGAUGAAAAUGUUCCGUGUAUGGCGAACGUAUUGAGCGUGAAUCGUAAUGAAAUGGGCAAAUUAUCGACGAUUGCGCAACAAGACAUUGAUGUGGGUCAAACGAUUGUUAUGGGAAAAGCAUUUUUGGUCUAUUUAUACAGUCGCUUUGGAUGGAAAUGCAAUAGUUGCUUGAAAGACAACACUAAUUUGAUGCCAUGCAGUAAGUGCACGGUGGCAAUGUUCUGCAGUGACGAAUGCCAAAACAAUGUUCUUCAUAAGGACGAAUGUGGCCUGAAGUUUCACACCGACAAACAACAGAAUGGUCUAUUGUUGAAUGAGAUACGACUUCUUUUGAUUGCCAUGAAUAUUUUUGAUACCGUCGAUGAGUUGAUGAAUUUCGUUGAAGAUGCCGUCAAAUGUGACAACAUUCCGAUUUCAUUAGUGGAUGAUCGUUCAAAGUAUCGCAUGUUUCUCAAAAUGCCAAUCAGCAUUAAAUUUGCACAGAAACCAGAUUUUCUAUUCAUCGUUUACAGCAUAUACAAAGCAUGCUUGAAUGUCAAAAAAAUUUCCAAGCAAUUUGAUACGGUGCAUCGUCGUCGUUUUUUGAUGCAUUUAAUCAGUCAACAUACGCAGAUUACGAAUUUCAAUUCGAAUCAUGUAAGCUCUCGGCCGAAAGAUGAAGUGGAUUUCUAUCAACAAAUCGGGUUGACGUUGAAUUUCUUCAAUCAUUCUUGUGCACCGAAUGUUUCUAUGAAUGAACGAAAUGGCAAUUCGGUAUAUGUCACCAUUCGUCCAAUUAAAAAAGGCGACGAAUUAUUCAUUUCGUAUUUUAAAUUUUUGCUGCAACCAAAACAUGUACGCCAACAGUGUCUUUGGAAUGAAAAACAUAUUAAAUGCAACUGCAUCCGUUGUUCAACUGUAUCCACAUCAUCUGCGGUUCAACGACAACUUUUGACUUUAGACCCGAGCUUCAGGUUGAUUCUGUCUAAUGCGUCGAAAUUGACGCCGUACGACUACUCGAAGAUUGAAGAGACCAUUGAUAAAUGCAUUACUUUUUUGCGGAAAUACGGUGAUGAGGAUUGGUGUGAUGAAAUCGCAAAAAUUGUCGACGCCUACAUAAACACAUUGCAGUGCCAAAUUUCACGGCCAGUUUACUAA
This is a messenger RNA of Contarinia nasturtii (swede midge), 1750 nucleotides long. Its product is annotated as SET and MYND domain-containing protein 4-like. Gene Ontology annotation, molecular function: protein binding. The transcript is spliced from 2 exons. The record is from RefSeq and is a predicted model, not a curated record. The coding region runs from base 140 to 1750 and encodes 536 amino acids. NCBI's taxonomy places the organism in Eukaryota, Metazoa, Arthropoda, Insecta, Diptera, Cecidomyiidae.